UUGGAGCGAGCGCGCGCGCCUCGCACUGCAUUCGCGCCCGGCGCGCGCCCUCGCUGCCUGGAGUCCCGGCGCUCGAGCCAGUCGCGUGCGGAGGCUGCAUGUAGCUCCAAGCUGCAGCGAGAAGCAAAGAGUAAUGAUGAUAAAGGUCCUGAUAUGUGUUGUUGUUGUAGCCUUCCUGCAAAUAGAAGGCAGGCAACGGACGACGUCGGACAGCGGUAAUUUUCUGGAUGAUAAGCAAUGGCUGACUACUAUCUCGCAGUACGACAAGGAGCCGGGACACUGGAAUAAAUUCCGAGACGAUGAUUAUUUCAGAAGCUGGAACACUGGCAGACAUUCGGAUCCAGGGCUUGAUUCUACCAAAGAUCCAUGCCUAAAUGUGAAAUGUAGUAGACAUAAAGUGUGCAUCGCACAAGACAACCGUAGAGUGGUCUGCAUUAGUCAUAGACGGCUAACACACAGCAUGAAAGAAACUGGCUUGACCCACAAAUCACGGAAAGGAGCAAAUUGCAAGUUGUGUCCAGUAGUUCAUCCUCAUCCUGUAUGUGGAACAGAUGGCCAUGUCUACUCUUCUCCGUGCAAACUGGAAUAUCAAGCGUGUGUUUCAGGCAAGCAGAUCUCAGUCAAAUGUGAAGGACGGUGUCCUUGCUCCUAUGAUAAAUCAUCAAUUGAAGGAAAAGAUGAAAAGAAAGCAGAAUGUGGUGACAGGGAGUUCAGAGAAGUUGUGUCAAGACUAAAGGACUGGUUCAAAGUGCUCCAUGAAAAUGGAAAUCGCAACAAAAAGACUCAUGGAUUUCAGAGACAAGACAAGGACAGAAUUAAGCAAGAAGAACUGACUAGUCAACAGCAUGUAUCUGAAGGACAUCAGGCAUCAGGGCGCCAACAAGAAGCAAGCAUCAGGACAGAUACGUACACAAUGCAACAAUUGUAUAGUGAUGUGGAUAAAGGAGCACACAGUGAAGGACAGGGUGCUGAUGUUGGAGGAUUUGACACCAGUAUUCUACCCAUUUGUAAGGAUUCACUUGGAUGGAUGUUUAACAGACUGGACACAAACUAUGAUCUGCUGCUUGAUCAGUCAGAACUGGGAAGCAUUUAUUUUGACAACCAUGAUCAGUGCAUGAAACCAUUUUUCAAUUCAUGUGAUACAUACAGAGACGGUCGCAUCUCCAACAAUGAGUGGUGCUACUGUUUUCAGAGAAAUCAAGAGCCACCCUGCCAGAUGGAACUAAACAAUAUUCAAAGACAGCAACGAGGAAAGAAAUUGCUUGGAACUUUUAUUCCAACUUGCGAUGAAGAUGGUUAUUAUAAAGCAAUCCAGUGUCACGGCAGUGUAGGACAAUGCUGGUGUGUCGACCGAUAUGGAAAUGAAAUGAGAGGAUCUAGAUCAAGUGGAUCACCAGAUUGUGUUGGUGAUCUAGAGAUUUCAGGUGACUUUGGCAGUGGUGACUUCCAUGAAUGGUCAGAUGAUGAGGAUGAUGUGGAAGUAAUCAACGAUGAGGAAGAGGAUGCAGAAGUUGACAAUGAAGAUGAUGAAGAUGACGAUGAUGAAUAUGAUGUAGGGGGCUACAUAUGGUAGUCUGGAAAUGUCAUGAACUUUAAUAUUUUGCACGUUUCUAUAGUGAAAUCUCAUCCAUUAUUAGACACAUUAAAGUGAACAAAAGAUAUUUCAGUCAACAUGUAUAUUUUGUACAAUUAUACCUUCAAAUAUGGAUCCUCCAGAAAUAGGUCUGUACCCUUUAAAAAUUAUUGCAGUACUUGUUAACUCUGUAAUUUUUGAAAGCAUAAAUUAAUAAUUAUAAUCCAAGCCAGUUAAAUGAAAUACAAUGCUAAAACACAUGUAAAAACCUCAUCAAUGAUUUUGAAAAUUAGCUUCCUUUGAAUUGUGUUCUGUCAUUGUACGUGGCCACAUUGUGAUGCAGUAAGCCUAGUCUGCUCCUCCACAAAUGACCUGUGUACACAGCUCCUGGCAUUGAUCCUGAAAACAUGAGUCAUGGCAUUGAUUUCCUUUGUUUUCAGAGUCUGUUGGUUAUUCACAUGGCACAGCAUUUAGUUAACUUUUGCAUAUGCACAUUAUUAUGGUGAAAUUUGCAGCAGUUGGAAUUUUUAGCCAGCGGUGGUUAUGGCAACAAGCUGUUCUUGCCAUACAUUGACUGAAGCAUUAGUAAAGAACGUGGAUGCCUUGACUACCUGAGUGAUUUUUUUUGUCUUCAAAUAAAAUUUAAUCAUCUUUUUAAAAGUAUGCAUACUUUUAAUCAGUAGUUUGAAGUAAAUAGAAGUCACAUUACGAUGUGCCUUUCAAUUUAAAAAUAGACAUCUUGUUUGUGUAUGAAAAAUAGGGGUUCAGGAAAUAUUUAAUCAUGCCCGUUCACAGCUAAGUACUGCAGCUGCAAAUGUGGGAUAAGAGAAAAGUAAUUUUAAGUAAUUAAUUUUUCAAUAGUUAUAACAGUCAACUAUGGACUAUAAAUAUAUGCCAGAAAUGUGUAGCAGUAGCACUUAACAACUUUGCUAUAGAUUAAAUUGCCCUGUAUUUAUGUUAGCAUGUUAAUUGAUUGUAUAGACAUGUUGGAAUCCCAUCGCCUUGAUACAUAUUAAAGUUGAGUCUUUUAAGUCCUCUUUCAACAAAAAUCAAAAGUUGUUUGUAGUUACUAACAUAACAUUGCAUUGUGUGCUGUUUAUUUAGAACAUAUGAUUGUCAGCUCUUAAAUGUUUCUUCUGAAAUCUGGACUAUCAAAAAAACCACAAAUAAUAUAACACAUUUCCAUUCUUUUUUCCUUAUAUACUGAAUUUGCAUUUCAAAAUGGAAAGGCUAUGCUGCAUUUUUUUUACUGUAUGUAUAGUUUGCAAUAAUAAAGGACUCCUGUAACCAGUUAAA
This is a messenger RNA of Stegostoma tigrinum, 2869 nucleotides long. RefSeq names its product testican-3-like. NCBI's taxonomy places the organism in Eukaryota, Metazoa, Chordata, Chondrichthyes, Orectolobiformes, Stegostomatidae. The transcript is spliced from 12 exons. The coding region runs from base 134 to 1573 and encodes 479 amino acids. The record is from RefSeq and is a predicted model, not a curated record. Gene Ontology annotation, molecular function: calcium ion binding; protein binding.